Molecule: messenger RNA, 552 nt
Organism: Suillus plorans
Lineage: Eukaryota; Fungi; Basidiomycota; Agaricomycetes; Boletales; Suillaceae
Exons: 3
Coding region: 1-552 (183 amino acids)
Source: RefSeq, a predicted model, not a curated record
AUGGGUGAGAGACGAGAAACUCCACAAUCGAUGGUUAAGACUUUCUUCUAUCAGGUUCAACAAGGAAUCAGUGAUGUUGUUACAACUCAAGCUUUUAGGGAAGUCAUGUGGGCCGCAUUGAUGCGACCUAUCUCUGAACUUGCUGAGGUUCAAGGACGGAUGGCGGAUUUAUUUCCUGGGGACAUUCAAGACUGGAAUGGAAAUCUACGAUGCAGUACUGCGCAGUACCUGAAAGCGCCCCAGCUACAUCCCAGGGUCAUGGCUGCUUGCAAUGGGAUGUAUCUAUGCCCAGAGCAAUUCCUCCCCUUCUCCCAAGCGAUCAAAGAGCUACCUUCCUUACGGGAAGUAAAUGUCUUCGGUAUGGAUACCAAGAAUGGAGUCCCAAAAGUAACCACGAUACAGGGAGUGAAGCGGGUAAAGACCUUGGCCGAUAUUUUACCCAUACAGAUCAAUGAUAUCGCCCUGGAUUUCCCAGUUCCCUACGUGCAAUUUUCAUUCCUGGCUCCUAGCCACCAUGUGGAGAUGCAUAUCUCACAUUUCACGAAGUCUUAA